UUGUCACAGCACCACCUCAACAUCAAUGGUCCCAUCAGAAGACUCGGGCACAUGUGGUUUUCAGUGUUCUAAGUGGAUCGGUGGAUGAAGUCGUAUAUAAGGAGGGAGAGGGUUCAAAGAUGAUGUCUUGACCAAGGCCACCUCCACCACCUUUUAGGCUCUCCGUCGUGGCCUCGCAGCCAUGAGAUGAGAACACUCAUUCAGAAGAAAGAGAAGGGAGGAGAGAAGAUAGUGAUGGAGGAGAUGGUGAACAAGAGGGAGGAGGAGGAGGAGGAUGUGGUGCUUCCCGGAUUCCGAUUCCACCCCACCGACGAAGAGCUCGUCGGGUUUUAUCUCCGCCGGAAGGUGGAGAAGAAGACUCCCAGCAUCGAUAUCAUCAAAGAGAUGGAUAUCUACAAGCAUGAUCCAUGGGAUCUACCAAGAGUCGUCGCUGCCGGAGACGAGUCGUCCUACUUCUUCUGCCGUCGAGGGAGGAAGUACAGGAACAGCAUAAGGCCGAACCGGGUGACCGGGUCCGGUUUCUGGAAGGCCACCGGCAUCGAUAAGCCGAUCGACUCCUCAGGCGACUGCGUCGGCCUGAAGAAGUCGCUGGUGUACUACCGAGGGAGCGCCGGGAAGGGAACCAAGACCGACUGGAUGAUGCACGAGUUCCGCCUCCCCUCCGGUGACAGCAGCAUCGCCGACGACACCAGAAGCACGCAGGAAGCUGAGAUCUGGACCAUCUGCCGAAUCUUCAAGAGGAGCGCCUCCUACAGAAAGCAAUCGAGCAAAUGGAAGGCAUCAUCAACCCACAAGCGAGCUCCAGCUGACUCCAGCUGCGUAACCAGCAGCUUCGAUUGCGACAACGGAAGCGACUACAGGUGCUGCGCCUCCUCAGGCUACUCUUGCUCUCAGGAGCACAACCAGGUGCAUGGAUGGCAGUGCAACUCGAUCAGCCAACCUCCAUCGCUGUACUCCAACGUGGUUCAGAGUCCAAGCACGAAUGAGUUCUUCAGAGAUGGCGACUGCUGGGAAGAGCUUGGAAGGAUGAUGGAGUUCAUGGCAGACCAAAGCCUCCCUAUGAGUGUGGAUACAGUUAGAGGGAUGUAUCAUGCAUAGUAACGCCAACAACUAGAUAGAAUAAAGGAAAUAAGAAACGGGAAGCCCGUCAGUGAUAUGACUGCUUCAUGCUUACACUUACCUUCGAUGUCCCAAACAAUAUGGACGGAAUAAAUUGGAAUGGUUGCUCGGUAUGUCA
Musa acuminata subsp. malaccensis (wild Malaysian banana) is the source of this 1237-nucleotide messenger RNA. The record is from RefSeq and is a predicted model, not a curated record. NCBI's taxonomy places the organism in Eukaryota, Viridiplantae, Streptophyta, Magnoliopsida, Zingiberales, Musaceae.